AAUGAGCCAAAAGUCGCAUCUCUCUUUCUUAUAUCCUUUUCACACUCGUUGUUGUGUUUCGUUGUAUACAUCAUGCUAUUCAAUUCAUCUUCAAAAAUAAGCCACCACCACAACAUUAUGGAUAUACGCAAACUCAAACCCAAAUCAUUACCAAAACCAAAAAUUGCCCAAGACUUUCUGAAAGAACCAGAAACCCCAAAACCCAUGGAAGUGAAGCGCCGAACGGUAAAGACCCUUGUGACAAAGCUGGGCUCGGUGUCAGAACGAACCAGAGUCGACGCCUUGUGCGAGCUUCGGCUGAUGACAAAGCUCGACGCAGAGAGCCGACCUCUAAUAGCAGAGGCCGGCGCCGUUCCGUACUUGGCCGAAACUCUCUACUCUUCGUCCCAUUCUUCACAGGACAACGCGGCCGCCACCCUCCUAAACCUCUCGAUCUCCUCACGCGCCACCUUAAUGUCCACGCGCGGCCUCCUCGACGCCAUCUCUCACAUCCUCCGCCUCCACGCCUCCACGUCGUACGCAUCGGCCGUACAGUCCUCCGCCGCCACACUCCACAGUCUCCUCAUUGUCGACGAGUACCGACCCAUCAUAGGUUCGAAGCGGGACAUCAUAUAUUCGCUGAUAGAUAUCGUGAAACAUGUCGGAUCUCCUACGAGGUCGGUGAAGGACGCGUUGAAAGCGUUGUUUGGGAUCGCGCUUUAUCCGCUGAAUCGAAAGACGAUUAUAGAGUUAGGUGGGGUUGGGACCUUGUUCUCGUUGGUCAUGAAGGAUUUGGCGGUUGGGGUAGUUGAAGACGCCACGGCGGUUAUAGCCCAAAUAGCCGGGUGUGAGGAGAGCGAAGAAGAGUUUCGAAAAGUCUCGGGUGUUGGGUUGUUGGUGGAUUUGUUGGAUGGAGCAACGAGCUCUAGUAUGAGAAUCAAGGAGAAUUCAGUUGGGGCUUUGUUGAAUUUGGUGAGGUGUGGGAGUGAGAAGGUUGGGAGAGAAGUUAGGGAAAUGGGGUUGGGUGUGGGUGUGGUGGAAGGGAUUGCUGACGUGGCGGAGAAUGGGAGUGGGAAAGGGAAAGGAAAAGCUGUGUCUCUUUUGAAAGUUAUCUAUGGUGGAAAUGGGUGUGUGGUGAGGGAUGAGAGAUUUGAUUCCUUGCUAAAUCAAUGUUCUUCUUGACCUUGUGGGGGGUUUGGGGGCUUGUGCUUGAAUGGUAUGUUGUAUUUUUUUUCUUCUUCUUCUUUCUUUUUAGAUUUUGAUUGUUAGUUUAGAAUAGGGGAAAUGGUUUUUGUUAUCAAAAUUGGUAUGUAUUGUGUAAUGUAAAUGAUCAAAUGGUGGAUUUUAGUGAUUUAUACAGAACAUGACAACUUACUUGUAU
This is a messenger RNA of Quercus lobata, 1360 nucleotides long. Its product is annotated as U-box domain-containing protein 11-like. The transcript has a single exon. Lineage: Eukaryota; Viridiplantae; Streptophyta; Magnoliopsida; Fagales; Fagaceae. The record is from RefSeq and is a predicted model, not a curated record. Gene Ontology annotation, molecular function: protein binding. The coding region runs from base 73 to 1161 and encodes 362 amino acids.